GCUUCGUACGCCAUGUGCUGGAUUUUGCUGUUGGGGUGCCUCUGUUCGUGGCACCACCAUGCGACUGCACAAUUUCUGGAGCCCAACUGCGGAUUUCUGUCGCCGAAGGCACUCCAAAACGAGAAGCAUCAGGCGCACAUAUCGGAGAGUCCUUGGAUGGCUUACUUGCACCGCUCUGGCGAAUUAGUAUGUGGCGGAACUCUCAUAAACCAUCGGUUCAUCCUGACAGCCGCACACUGCAUAAGCGAGGUGGACAGCUUGACUGUGCGACUGGGCGAGUACAACAGCCUAACUAGUGUUGACUGCGACGGCUCCGAUUGCAAUCCACCUUCGGAAGAUUUUCAAGUAGAGCUGUCCUUCAGGCAUCGGGGCUACUCCAAAAUCAAUAGGAUCCACGACAUUGGCCUUCUCCGACUGGCCAAGUCGGUGCGCUAUAAAGUUCACAUCAAGCCGAUAUGCCUGAUUACAAAUACUACGCUUCAGGCGCAGAUUGGAAGGCUCCACAGGCUGGUCGUCACUGGCUGGGGCCGCAGCGCAGCUCAAUAUACGAACCACAUCGUCAAGUCCAUUCGGGUAACCAGAGAGCCUUGGAGUGUGUGCAGCAAAACAUACUUGAAGACCCGCCCCUGGACUCAGAUCUGCGUGAGCCACCAAUCCGGAGAGGCGUGCAGUGGCGACUCCGGAGGACCCAUGGGCCACGCGGUUCGCCACAACGGCCGAGUGGUCUUCGUGCAGGUCGGAAUUGUCAGCUAUGGCAACUCAAAGUGCCUCAGCCCCAGUGUAUUCACACAUGUGAUGCCAUAUAUCAAUUGGAUCGUGUGGGCCGUUGAGCACUACUAACUUUUGAGGAAUGUACUCUAUACCCAAGCUCAAAUAUCAACAUAUUUUUCAGCAAAGA
Drosophila erecta is the source of this 898-nucleotide messenger RNA. Its product is annotated as melanization protease 1. Gene Ontology annotation, molecular function: serine-type endopeptidase activity. The transcript is spliced from 4 exons. Lineage: Eukaryota; Metazoa; Arthropoda; Insecta; Diptera; Drosophilidae. The record is from RefSeq and is a predicted model, not a curated record. Gene Ontology annotation, biological process: proteolysis. The coding region runs from base 13 to 840 and encodes 275 amino acids.